UCAGUGAUGGUCCUUCUACCCAGUAUAGAAAUAAAUCGAUGUUUCACAUGUUUGGUUCGACCUUUGCGUCUUUGCUAAAUGUACAUAAAAUGGCUUGGCAUUAUUCAGAGGCAUCACACGGUAAAGGUGCCCCUGAUGGCAUAGGAGUAGUAAAACGGACGGCCGAUGCCAUUGUUGCUAAAGGUGAGGAUAUUCCAGACUUUUCAACCCUUGUGAAUAAACUGAAAGAAGCCAACUCCUUGAUUGAGAUAAUCCCUAUAAAGGAAGGAAGAAUACUGGAUUUUGACCAAUGCAUACCACAUGAUGUUGUGCCUUUCAAAGGUACAACAAAAAUUCAUGAAAUCACCUGGAUCAAGGGAAAAGACAGUAUGCAAGCAAGGAGACUAAGCUGUACAAUUUGCCAAUUUGAUGUGACAUGCUGCCAUUACAAGCUGGGAGAAAUUCCUCUUCUACACAUGAGACGAAAACCUUCAAAUUCACUUGAAAUCGCAGAAGGGAAUUCAAGCACCAAAGAAGAUGAUUGGAAGUUGGUAAAACCACCAAUUCGGCAUAAAUCUAUUUACAAAGAAGUAUAUACCAGUAGCAGUGAUGAAGAGGAAGAAGAAAAGACCACAUCCAAUCCCAGUUUUAAAACUCCUAAAAUGAAUGACUUUGUUGUUGUAAAAUGCUUAGGCAAAAAAAGUACUCAGCACUUUGUUGCUGUAAUAGAUGAAAUUAUCAAUAAUGAGGAAUAUAGAGUGUUUUUUCUAAAAAAAAACCGGAACUACAAAGUUCAGCUUGCCUGAGGAAGAAAAGAAACAGUUGUUUGAUAUAAAUAUUGAGGAUAUCUGUAACAAUACGCGUUAAGGUACGUUUACAUGGGAACAUGGCACGAGUUUACAAGCUAACAAGCCAGCUUUUUCGGCUACGGUAAAGUAUCGAUCUGGUGUAGAUCGUUAUAGAUACGGAUAGAUAGAUCUGAUAGAUCAAUAGAUACUAUACCGUAGCCAAACAAGCUGGCUUGUUAGCUUGUAAACUCGCCCCGUGUAAACGUACCUUCAUUGUUUUAUUCUGUUCUUAUUUUGCCAAUUUAUUCAAUGACAAAUAAAUGUUACCUACAACAUUAUUGUUUUAAUUAUUACAACUUUUGAUACCUUUUUCUUUGCAAACAUGAAAUGAAGGA
Messenger RNA from Nilaparvata lugens (brown planthopper), 1162 nucleotides. RefSeq lists its product as uncharacterized. The transcript is spliced from 3 exons. The coding region runs from base 39 to 785 and encodes 248 amino acids. Lineage: Eukaryota; Metazoa; Arthropoda; Insecta; Hemiptera; Delphacidae. The record is from RefSeq and is a predicted model, not a curated record.